AUGCUUUUUCGAUUUUUUUCUUUUUCUAUCUUUUUUUCUUAUUCUUUUCCCAAUAUUUUCCUUUUCUUAUUUUUAUCUUUCUUUAUUAAUAUUCCAAUUAUCUUAUCUAUUAAAUCUCCUUUGUACAUUGCUUCCUUUACGUAUUUGUUGUUUCUUUUCUUCUUUUUUUAUUUAUUUUUCUUUGUCCAAUUUUUUCCCCCUGCCUUUGUCCUUUCUUUUUGUGUUAUUCUUUUUCUCUCUUCUUCGCUUUAUCACUUUACCCUUUUUCUUCUUCUUUUAUUCUUCCUUCUUUUUACUAUGCCUUGUGUAUUUUCUUUUCUUUUAGUGCUCCUUUUUCUUUUUAAACAUUUUUAUAUCCUCCUUUCUUCAUGUUUUUGCCAAUUUUCCGUCUUCUUUCAUUAUGAUUUAUAUUUCUUUUUCUUCUUCUUUUUCCUUCUACUUUUUCUUCUUCUUUUUUCCUUUUUCUUUUUCUUUCUUUCUUCUUUUUCUUCUUCUUCUUCGUUUUCUUCUACUUUUUCUUCUUUUUUCUUUCUUCGUCUUCUAUUUUUUCUUCUUCUUCUUUGUUUUCUUCUACUUUUUCUUUUGUUUUCUUUUUACUUCUUUUUCCUUCUUCGUUUUCUUCUAUUUUUUCUUCUUUUUCCUUUUUCUUCUUUUUCCUUCUUCGUCUUCUUCUAUUUUUUCUUCUUUUUUUCUUUUUCUUCUUUUUUAUUUCUUCUUCUUCUUCAUCUUCUUCUUCGUCUUCUUCUUCUUUAUUCCUUCUAA
Acanthosepion pharaonis is the source of this 762-nucleotide messenger RNA. The record is from the annotation of a GenBank genome assembly. Lineage: Eukaryota; Metazoa; Mollusca; Cephalopoda; Sepiida; Sepiidae.